AUGUUCAAUUCUUUCCGACGUGCAGGAUCUCGCUUUGGCACGAGGAGUCUAGCUACGAAACCUUCGGAAUAUGGACAACCUACGACUAUAUCACAUCCUCACCUAGUUCAACGGAAUGACCUCACGCCCGGAAUCCCUAUCUCGGAGUACGAGCAACGACGCCGGAAACUCAUGGACCUUCUGCCUGAUGGAAGUGUUGCGGUAGCAGUGUCCGCUCCCAUAAAAUAUAUGUCUGCAAAUAUUUUUUAUAAGUACAGGCAAGCCUCCGACUUUUGGUAUCUGACUGGGUUCGAGGAGCCGGACUCUGCGGUCGUUCUCGAGAAAAAUUCAUCCCAGAAGGGAUAUAAAAUGACGCUCUUUUCGUCUGGUAGAGAUCUCGCGAAAGAAAAGUGGGAUGGUGCCAGAACGAGUCUGGCUCUGUCCAAAGAUUUGUUUCAUGCCGACGACACGAUGUUGAUCGACAAGUUCAGCUCGUAUCUCAAGUCUCUGCUUCCGAAAUCUUCGCAUGUCUAUGUGGACCUUCCUAACGUGACACACAAUACCUCGCGCAAGAAGUCGAAAUCCUUGCUCAGAUACCUCACUGGAACCCCCGCAACAGAACAUGAAGAUAUUUUUGAAAGUCUGUCUGGCUCUUCGCGACGGCCGCUUGCAGCACAAUUGGGAAAGUUGCGCGCCAUCAAGAGCAAGGCAGAACAGCAGAUUAUGCGGGCAGCGGCAGAUAUUAGUGGGCGGGCGCAUGCUAAGACUAUGAGGUUUGCUGAGCCUGGAAAGUCAGAGGGUGCAUUGGCAGCCCAUUUCGAAUAUAUGUGCGCUCUCGCAGGGUCUCAGCGACCUGCAUAUGUGCCUGUUGUUGCUUCUGGACCUAAUGCUCUUAUUUUACACUAUACCGCUAAUAACCAGAUAAUCACCGAGGAUGAACUCGUGCUUAUUGACGCUGGAUGUGAAUACAACGGAUAUGCAUCGGACAUCACUCGCACGUUCCCGGCCUGUGGUACAUUCUCUGCCCCUCAGCGCGACCUGUACAGCGCAGUACUCUCGGCACAGAAACAGUUGAUUGGGUUGUGUUCGGCACAGCACGGAUAUUCUUUACAGGAACUUCAUAGGAAAUCAUGUACUCUCUUGAAGUCGGAGCUUAAUCAAAUUGGGUUCAAUCUUGGGAAUGAGGGUGACCUGGAGAGGGUGCUUUACCCCCAUUAUUUGAGUCAUCCUAUUGGAAUAGAUUUGCACGAGUCCUCGCAUAUGGAUAGAUCAGCGCCUCUACAAGAUGGGAUGGUUAUAACCAUUGAACCUGGAAUCUAUGUUCCACCGACUGCCAAUUUCCCCAAACACUUCCAUAAUAUGGGUAUACGCAUUGAGGACGAGGUUCUGGUGGGAGCUAAAAACGCGACAAUACUUUCUGUUUCGGCGCCUAAAGAGAUUGCGGAUAUUGAAGGUGCCUGUCAAGGGUUACUUGGGCUAGAGCCGUAUUAA
Messenger RNA from Psilocybe cubensis, 1470 nucleotides. RefSeq lists its product as uncharacterized. The transcript has 15 exons. Gene Ontology annotation, molecular function: manganese ion binding; metalloaminopeptidase activity. Lineage: Eukaryota; Fungi; Basidiomycota; Agaricomycetes; Agaricales; Agrocybaceae. Gene Ontology annotation, cellular component: mitochondrion. Bases 1 to 1470 code for a protein of 489 amino acids. The record is from RefSeq and is a predicted model, not a curated record.